CUAGGCCUUGCAGGACCCGUAGCGAUUCGGAAGGGCGGGAGCCUGAGAAGAAAGGGCGGGGAUCUAGAGCGCCGAAAGAGGUAACAUCCGGGAUCCUCGCCACUCUGGGGGAGGGCGGGGCAAGAGGAAAGGGGCGGGACUCGUUCCCGGGAACCGAACCUGGAAGUCCCCGCAGCAGUGAAGCUGGAGCUGGAGCUGUUGCCGCCCGUCAGGCCACCGCGUCUUGUAGCGUCCCAGCGCUGUGCAGGGCUUCUCCUGGCGGCGCUGCCGGGUUGGCUGCGAGGCACAGGUUUCCUAAAAGACAGAAAAAAAUGGAGGAAUCUGUAAACCAAAUGCAACCACUGAAUGAGAAGCAGAUAGCCAAUUCUGAAGAUGGAUAUGUCUGGCAAGUCACUGACAUGAAUCGACUACACCGGUUCUUGUGUUUUGGUUCCGAAGGUGGGACUUAUUAUAUCAAAGAACAGAAGUUGGGCCUUGAAAAUGCUGAAGCUUUAAUUAGAUUGAUCGAAGAUGGCAGAGGAUGUGAAGUGAUACAGGAAAUAAAGUCGUUUAGUCAAGAAGGCAGAACCACAAAACAAGAGCCUAUGCUCUUUGCACUUGCCGUUUGUUCCCAGUGCUCUGACAUAAGCACAAAACAAGCAGCAUUUAAAGCUGUUUCUGAAGUUUGUCGCAUUCCUACCCAUCUCUUUACUUUUAUCCAGUUUAAGAAAGAUCUGAAAGAAAGCAUGAAAUGUGGCAUGUGGGGUCGCGCCCUCCGGAAAGCUAUAGCAGACUGGUACAAUGAGAAAGGCGGCAUGGCCCUUGCUCUGGCAGUUACAAAAUAUAAACAAAGAAAUGGCUGGUCUCACAAAGAUCUGUUAAGAUUGUCACAUCUUAAACCUUCCAGUGAAGGACUUGCAAUUGUAACUAAAUAUAUUACAAAGGGCUGGAAAGAAGUCCAUGAAUUGUAUAAAGAAAAAGCACUUUCGGUGGAGACUGAAAAAUUAUUAAAGUAUCUGGAGGCUGUAGAGAAAGUGAAGCGCACAAAAGAUGAACUGGAAGUCAUUCAUCUAAUAGAAGAACACAGAUUAGUUAGAGAACAUCUUCUGACAAAUCACUUAAAGUCUAAAGAGGUGUGGAAGGCUUUGUUACAAGAAAUGCCUCUUACUGCAUUACUAAGGAAUCUAGGAAAGAUGACUGCAAAUUCAGUGCUUGAACCAGGAAAUUCAGAAGUAUCAUUAGUCUGUGAAAAACUGUGUAAUGAAAAAUUGUUAAAAAAGGCUCGUAUACAUCCAUUUCAUGUUUUAAUUGCAUUAGAAACGUACAAGACAGGUCAUGGGCUCAGAGGAAAACUGAAGUGGCGCCCUGUUGAAGAAAUUUUGAAAGCUCUGGAUGCUGCUUUUUAUAAAACAUUUAAGACAGUUGAGCCAACUGGAAAGCGUUUUUUACUAGCUGUUGAUGUCAGUGCUUCCAUGAACCAAAGAGUUUUAGGCAGCGUCCUCAAUGCUAGUACAGUUGCCGCAGCCAUGUGCAUGGUUGUCACACGAACAGAAAAAGAUUCUUACAUAGUUGCUUUUUCAGAUGAAAUGGUACCAUGUCCACUGACUACAGAUAUGACCUUACAACAAGUUUUAAUGUCUAUGAAUCAGAUCCCAGCAGGUGGGACUGAUUGCUCUCUUCCAAUGAUCUGGGCUCAGAAGACAAACACAGCUUCAGAUGUCUUCAUUGUAUUCACUGAUAAUGAGACCUUUGCUGGAAGUGUCCAUCCUGCUAUUGCUCUGAGGGAGUAUCGAAAGAAAAUGGAUAUUCCAGCUAAACUGAUUGUUUGUGGAAUGACAUCAAAUGGUUUUACCAUUGCAGACCCAGAUGAUAGAGGCAUGUUGGAUAUGUGUGGCUUUGAUACUGGAGCUUUGGAUGUAAUUCAGAAUUUCACGUUAGAUGUGAUUUAACCAUAAGCACCAGCGUGAUCUUAGAGGUCCAUCGCCAUCAGUGAUCUCACUAAAAAUAUGCAGCUACUUCCCAGCUAAUCUCAAUCUAAAGAUGAUGGUAUAGUAUGUGCAUAAUGGAAAGUUACCUUAC
This is a messenger RNA of Propithecus coquereli (Coquerel's sifaka), 2058 nucleotides long. It is a transcript of the gene RO60, whose product is annotated as TROVE domain family, member 2. Lineage: Eukaryota; Metazoa; Chordata; Mammalia; Primates; Indriidae. The transcript has 9 exons. The record is from RefSeq and is a predicted model, not a curated record. Gene Ontology annotation, molecular function: RNA binding. The coding region runs from base 312 to 1928 and encodes 538 amino acids. Gene Ontology annotation, cellular component: ribonucleoprotein complex.